UGAGGAGGAAACAGACUGAAGGAAAAAACGGCUGAACCACACUGUGACUCCCGAUGUACAGUCCCUGAAAAAACGUUUUUUAUAUUUUAUUUCUUCCGCGAAGAAACCUUAAGUUUUUAUAUUGUUCGAAAAGUAACGCAUCUACCUCAGUUUUAAGGAUUUUAAUCACGAUUUGAACCGUUUACAUCUUGUCUCUCCGCCGCAGGGCUCGUUUUGUACUUUUGCACUCAUCGAGACGACCCCGACGCCGAGCGAUGUCCAGCCUGCGUCCGCUGGCCCUCAGAUGAUCCAUGACCACACCUUAUUGAUGCACUUUAGCACCUUUCCGGAGCCUUCUCGCCGCCGUGAACCCUGCAGCUGAUGACCAAAGUGUGCGGCACGCCUCCCCGCCGUCGCCCCGAGCCACGCGACCCUGAGCCCCUCCCGCAGCCUCGCGCCCCCGCAGGACGUCCAGGGAUGUUCCAGAGGUUCGCCAGCGCUCUGUUUGGGGACGAUGUGGAGGAGCUGAGUCGAUGCAGCAGACCCGGAGACAGCAAAGAGGAAGAGGAGGAGGACGAAGACUGGAUCCUGGUCAACUACCUGGCUGAAACCUGCUCCGGUCAGUGUGGCGACGGCCGCUCUGGAUCCGCUGUCGGUCCUGAGGAGGAGGAAGAGGAGGAGGAAGACCUGGUGAUGAUCCCCUCCCCCAUGGCCAGCCCCCCAAUCCGCUACGCCUCCUGCACCUCCCUCAACUCCACAGCUGACACCGACCCGGACGGCGGGGCGGAGGAGGAUGACGAGGACAACGAGGACGAAGAGGAGAGUGGGUUCCUCCGUCUUGACGUCGGCUCUCUGGAGGAGAGCUGGUUCGUCACCCCCCCGCCCUGCUUCACCGGCCGUGGCAGCCAGCCCGUCCUCCUGGAGACCAGCCCUCUGGAGAACCUGCUGAUCGAGCACCCCAGCAUGUCCGUCUACGCCCACCACAGCCCCCCCAGACUGACCCUCGACCAGCUGCCCCGCUCCCUCGACCUGGAACUGGGCUUGUUGCCUGGAAAUAUGGCCUCCGCCCCGGCAGCCUCAGGUGGGAAGGAGAAGGGCAGACGUGCUCUGGAUGGCCCCCGCCACAGGCCGGAGGUGGCCGUCGUCCAGCGUCGCUCCAGCCUCCACUCCGCCUGCUACGCCGCGGCGCUCUCCGCCCGCAGCGGCCUCCUGCAGCAGCGGUCGGGUAACGUCGCCCAACGCACCCAACCGCUGUCCCGCAACGCCCUGCGACGCCUCAACCUGCUGCGCCCCCCGAAGGCCAGCACCAUGCACCUGCACCAGCCCAGCCAGAGACACCUCAACUUCUGAGGUUGUCCUGACGACAUCACCUUCAUCAUCAUCAUCAUCAUCAUCAACCUCGAUCCUGUAAGCAGGGGGGAAACUAACAUUGGCCACACGCUCUUCUGUUUUCUUCUUCUCUUAUCGAGAAAUCAACACCAGCAACGAAUCGAUGUUCAUCAUCAGCCAGCAGUUACACCUGUCCUGAAAUCUGAUUGGACGGUGAAAUAGGGAAAUUGGCUGAUUUUUGUUAUUUUAUCAGCUCACGUGGCCAGUGGGUGAAAGGUUACUCAUUGUCCCUCCUCUUCCUCAUCCAUCCUUCCUCCUUCGUGUUGAUGCUGAGAAGAAGGAGUGUGAAAAGAAAAGGUCAUCACAUGUCGCCCACCCUCUCCUCCUCCUCCUCCUCCACCUGUCAUCCAUCCACCAGUUUGUGUCCAAUCGCAGAGAAGAAGAGUUGUCACGGCGACGUCCUCUUCUUCUCCUCCUCUUUCUCUUCUCUUCUUGUUCUGUAUGGACAACUUAAUGUGUAGAAUCAAUGCUGUAGGUCACUUUAUUCAGCGGCAGGUUCACGGCGAGGCAGGAUGCCAAGAUGAUGUCACAGUGAUGUCAUGGCAGGGUCGUGCAGGCUCUCCGCUGUCUGGCUACGUUUUGGGCAGCUUGACGGGACAUCGGGAGACGUUUCCGAUCGUGAACGCGUGCUGUGCAGCAUCCAGUCGGUGCGGGGGUGUUGUGGCUGUUAGGAAGCUGGAAGUUGACGGUUAGUUAGGAAGCAGGGAGUCAAAGUGGCCCAGAGACAAAACUUUAAAGGAAACAUCCCUCAAAUAAUCUGACGCUUUUCUAAUCUGUAAUGUGUAGUAGUCUGUAGUGUCUACACAUGAAAGUGAGUUCCCAUGUUUCCCAGAAUGCCUUUUGACAGCCGCCACACGAGAACAGAUCAAUUAAAGGGACGUUCAGUAGUGAAUCUCCUCCUUAUGAGCAGUUCUACUGUCUGUGGAAACAGUCCUAUGGUGUCCUUCUAGAGGAGCUGGGAGACUCUCAUGUAAAGAUUAUAUCAGGUUGCAUUAUGGGAAAUGUAGGAUCCAUUUUUAGUCAGGAUUUCUCAGCCGUUCUUUUUGAAGUCUGCCGUCAGCUCCACAGUUUAAUGGAAGCGCAGAACUAAAUUUACUUCACAUCCAUUGACGUUGAAGUUGUACACGAGUCGGGCGGGAACACGCUGCGAACUGGAGGGCGGAGCCACCGAAAACUGAGAUUCACGCCUGACUCUGGCCAAACGUGCACCGUGGCUGCUCCGUCUUUAAGUGGGUCUCCUGCUCGUUUGAGUUUCUCUGCUUCCUUUGUGAUGGACGGCCGCAGUUCUAGAAAGAAUCCUUCGCUCCCUCGUUCUGAGGCUCCGUGACGUUUGACCGGAUAGAAAGAAAACCGCUCCUGACUGCAGAACGCAGCAGUUCCACAGAUUUAACAUUCUGAUGGAAGCUCUCUCGACUUUCCUACCUUGAAGUCUGAUUCCGUCUCGUUCGCGUCCCGCAGCGUUGCCUUUUCGCGAACACGACCGCUCGUCUUUGCUCGUCCUGUCCCGCCGGCUGAACCUGCCUCUGACUCUGUAAUUCAGUACUUUUCACAAUAUUUUUUUGAAAAAAAAAAAGAAAAGGAAAAAGACAG
Molecule: messenger RNA, 2958 nt
Organism: Chelmon rostratus (copperband butterflyfish)
Lineage: Eukaryota; Metazoa; Chordata; Actinopteri; Chaetodontiformes; Chaetodontidae
Gene: tp53inp1
Product: tumor protein p53 inducible nuclear protein 1
Biological process (GO): autophagosome assembly; positive regulation of DNA-templated transcription
Cellular component (GO): autophagosome; nucleus
Source: RefSeq, a predicted model, not a curated record